AACACUCAGGGUUAAAUUCGCCAGCUUUCUUGCCUGUGUGAGUACCAGAAACAUGGCGGAGAGCGAAUUGAACGUUGACAGUCUCAUCUCUCGAUUGCUGGAAGGUAGGGCACUGUUUAGAUUUUUGGUCCUACUGUGUCAUUUUUCAUGGAAAAGAGGGAGUAAUAUGCUUUAGGCUGUAACUAGUGACUUCUCUUUUUUGUUAAAAAUCAUUUAUAACAUUUUGUUCAGUCUCUAUCGGUGUUCACCAGCCACCGGAACAGUGAGCUAACCGUUGCGUUGAAAGCGCUCUGUUCCCGAAGUACCACAGACGUUAUUGUGACGCCGCAGUAGUCUGUAAUGAUAUUUUCGCUAACGGUCGGUUGUACAUUAACGCUUACUUGGGUACUGUGCUUAUAAAGAGGCGUGUAACGUAAAAAAACGCUCAUCGCUAUCUGUCAGGGUGCUAACUAUAUCGCCCAGUUACUUUUUUCGAUAACUUAACAUUAAACAUGCUAAACUAGCUGAAGAGAGGGGAGUGGACAGGUCAGUCCUUUCUUUAUGAACACAGAAUGUGAGGGAACCGUCGAAUGUAGUGGUUGCUAAGUAACCUUAACUGUUCUGGUUGGUAGGGGUGAUAAGUAGACAGCUAGCUGGUCGGCUACCGCGGCGGACACACCCCCUCACGUAGGACACCCCUAGCGCCUGUUUAACACAGCUAAAAUGUAUUGAUCGUAUUUUAUCACAUGUAACGUGAUCAUCCGGCGAUAUUGUGGUAAUGCAAUGCAGAUUCCUAACAAAGAAUAAAGUCACUAAUUGAAAAGGUAAAUUAAAGAAUCAAAACAAAGGACGCUGAUGGUAACAUAAAGCCAUAUCUGCCAUGCUCCUGCUGAAAAUUGAACCAAUUUAAAUGAAUAAGAACUGUAUUUAUAUAAUAAGGGUUUUUAUAUUAGUAAGAGUUUAAAUAAAAAAAACAAACAAACAAAAAAACAGCGUACCUAUCUCAAUACUUUCAUAUGUAAAUGUCAGCAUUAAAGGAAAGCAACAACCCCAGUUACAAAAGAGUAAGGGGAGAAAUUGAUUUAAAUGUUACGUAAAGCACUUUUGAGUCAAGAGAUCUCUGUACAAAAGAGACAAAAUCAUUUACUGAUAAUGGAUAACCUUGAUCCGGCCCUUAAGCUGCACUGCCUUAAUUCAAGCAUAACUCUUACUACAUGGUCUGAAAAUCACACCCAGAAACCAUGAUCUAUAUGAACCCAAUUUGUUGUCGCAUCCACCAAUACAGGUCAAAACUGUACAUUGCAAAGAGCAAACCAUAUGUUUACAUGAUCUAAAAAUGCUGACAACUUCUUCAUCUGUAUCAAUUUUUUUUUUUUUUUCUUUCAAUCAUUGACUUUGUACUUUACAUCUGAAGAGGAGCGAGGCCACUUGGAUCAUUAUCAGCAUACAGUUCAAAAGCCAGCACCCCUGAUAGUAUGGGGAUUUUGCAUGUACUACAACAGCAUGGCUCAGCGAUGGCUGGGUUUGGGUGCGGAGCUGGCCUUCCUGCUGUUACCUAUUAAUACAUUUGGUGCUCACAACAUGGCAAUACACUAGAGGAGACCCUGAACUGCUGAGCAGCUGAAAUCCUAUGUCAGACAUAAUGGGGCUACAUCGUACUUAAAAACUCUUGAAACCAGUCUCCUUGGUUUACCAAUAAUGUUAGCUUGUAAUGCAAAUUAACCAGUGGUAGACAUGCCCACCUUUUAUGCAACUCUAAAACUAGAUUGUUUUUGUCUUACUUAGACUACACUGUCUCUAAACACCACAUGCUGUUCAUUCCUGCACUACUUACUUAUUCACAACUUCUUUUUGCUUGUAGCAAACAGUAUUUCUCGGCUGAACUAAAGCAUAUGCCUUGCCAGAACAGUACUAAUUUGGCCUUUGUUAAGUGAACGUACUCACUUAGUCCAUGGACUUUCAUCUUUGUUAUUUCCAUGUCUAGUGCCAGAAUAUUUACUCAUUCUUCUUUAAUGAUCAGUUUGCAUUGUUUCUUGGUUGUUUUUAUUUACAGUGCGAGGAUGUCGCCCAGGGAAGGUGGUACAGAUGUCAGAGGCUGAGGUUCGGGGCCUCUGCAUCAAGUCCAGAGAAAUCUUCCUCAGUCAGCCGAUUCUGCUGGAGCUGGAGGCUCCUCUAAAAAUAUGUGGUGAGAAUAGCAACAAACAACAGAGCACCUUUUUUUAGUUUGACACUUUGCUGCCAUAUGUUAUAAGAAAAUACAUAAUGUUAAUGGCAAAAUGCAGCUCUUCAUUAUUGAGGCUAGAGGACAUUCUUGAAGGUGAUGUGCAGAACAAAUGUUUCCACCCAAUCAUUCGGUUUGUUACUGUACUUUUUUCAACAAAGCAGAUUUACAAAUUUACACACUAAAAUUCAUUUAUCACCACAACUUUAAGGAUAUCCUGCAUUUCAUCACCCUUACAUUGUUAAAUUACUCUGCGAAGGAGCGAAAUAUUGGGAAAUAAGAUGUACAUACAAUUCCAGGUGAUAUCCAUGGACAGUACACAGAUUUGCUGAGGCUAUUCGAAUAUGGAGGCUUCCCUCCAGAGGCCAACUAUCUGUUCCUGGGGGACUAUGUAGACCGGGGGAAACAGUCGCUGGAAACCAUCUGCUUGCUGCUCGCCUACAAGAUCAAAUACCCAGAAAACUUCUUCUUGCUAAGGGGGAACCAUGAAUGUGCCUCCAUCAAUCGCAUUUAUGGCUUCUAUGAUGAGUGUGAGUUGGAAAACAGCAGGAAAUAGCCUUCUGCGUUUUUUAAAUUGAGCCUGAGAGAGGCAAAUGUUACAAAAAUCUGUAUCUUAAAGUUGUUCCUUGUCGUUCCCUUUUCCCCUCAGGCAAGCGCAGGUUCAACAUUAAGCUCUGGAAGACUUUCACAGACUGUUUUAAUUGUCUGCCUAUUGCUGCAAUUAUUGAUGAGAAGAUUUUCUGCUGCCAUGGAGGUUUGUAAGGCUUCACUGUUACAAAGCCCUAAGCUGACUAAUGUGGAUAAUACAGCUGUUUCAGUGUAAUUAACGCGCUCCAGCAUGGAUUUAAAAUAGCUUGUUACAUAACUUGAAAUUACAUACAUUCAUGGAUAGGAUUACAUGAAGUGUAGAGAAAUAUAAAGGGUUUACUGGUGCGUAGUCUUGUAUCCAUGAGACUACAGCAUUGUUGUACUUUUAGUUAAAAUACAAGCUGGUGUUCUAAGCCUUAAUGAGUACAUCAGACGUAGCCAGGAAAUGUCAAAGAAAUAUCCUCGAAAAGCAGUUAAGUACACAAAAGGCUGUCUGUACUCUAGGUUACCUUUUGAAUACAAUAAUCUCAUUUUUUCAGGGCUUUCACCUGACCUACAGUCCAUGGAGCAGAUUCGACGUAUUAUGAGACCAACUGAUGUACCCGACACAGGUAUAGUGCUUUAUUACAACUCAGAUAUACUCAAAUAUGCUUCAAUAAUCAGUGUUUUAUGUUAUGUCAUUUUUUCUAGUUUGUGCCUUUGUUAGCUUUUUUGAGUAUUUAAUACUUUUGAUCAGACAGAGACUGCAAAUAAGCCUGCCUUGUGUAAUCUGGCUCAAUAACAUUACACCUACUUAAAGGGAUAUUCUGGCAUAAAAUUAAGUUUGGGUCAAACACACCAAAACACUGAGGUAGACACCCCCGAGAGAGACAAAUGUUGCUGACUGUUUGCUUCUCUAGUUAUGCCAAUAUCAGCAACGACCACACAAUAGCAAUACACAGUGGUCUAUGGCUCCACAUGCAAACCUCAACCAAAACGCCACUCUAUAGCCACAAAUAAUGCUCAGAACAGCACCUAACUUCAUCAACAGUACAUAUAGGGUCCCAGCCAUAGUACUAGCAAUCAAACAUAUUUUUAGCUUUGCCCGGUUUCUUUAACGAAGAGACCAAACACAACUCACCCACUCUCUUCCAGCAGCCGCUUGCUUGUGGGGGAGCCCUGACAAGUCGAUCGCCGAGUGCAGCGGAGUUUCGCAGCUUAAGGAAGAACAUUUAUACAACAUUUAUAAUCAUGACUUCAUGGAAAUGCAAUCAGACUGAGAUGCUAAGGCAGAAGAACUACCAGUGCAAAAUGAUUAUUAUGAUGAUUAUUACGUAAUGGAAAUGAUCCGCUGCACUCGGUGAUCAACUUAUCAGGGCUUCUCCACAAACAAGCAGCUGCUGGUUGAGAGUAGGUGAGUUGUGUUUGGUCUCUAUGCUAAAGAAACCAGGCAAAGCUAAAAAGAUGUUUGAUGGUUAGUACUAUGGCUGGGACCCUAUAUGUACUGUUGAUGAAGUUAGGUGCUGUUCUGAGCCUUAUUUGUGGCUAUAGAGUGGCUUUUUGGUUGAGGUUUGUACGUGGAGACGUAGACCGCUGUGUAUUGCUAUCGUGUGGUCGUUACUGAAGUUGGUAAAACUAGAGAAGCAAGCAGUCAGCAACAUUCAUCUCUGGAGGGGGUGUCUAACUCAGUGUUACAGUGUGUUUGACCCUAACUUAAUUUUAUCCCUUUACCUGCUCAAUCAAAUCAUUGCUAUAAUUUAAAAAUGAAAAUUAUUUUGAUGCUGCAUUGAGUUCAGUUGUAUAAUUCCGUCUGUUACCUUCACGAGGGAGUAAAAAAUUGAAAGAGAAACCUGGACAGACUGUCCUGAGAGAAACUGCAGCACUAUUACCUGCGACGCUGUUGUGUAACAGGAUGAAAAGGCCAGUUAUGAGUACAACCAUAACAUGUGACUCACUGUACCUGCGUGAGUUUCUGACAGCUUCUUACUUAUUUUGUGUCAGGCCUCCUGUGUGACCUGCUGUGGUCAGACCCAGACAAAGACGUGCAGGGCUGGGGGGAGAACGAUCGUGGGGUUUCCUUCACCUUUGGGGCUGAUGUAGUCAGCAAGUUUCUCAACCGCCACGACCUGGACCUCAUCUGCCGAGCACAUCAGGUAACACUUAAGACUACUAAAUCCAAAAUAUUAAAACAGGGAUUAAGAAAUGGGUUUAGUCAAGGCAAUUAAAGGGGCAGGUUUAUUUCACAAAUCCAAAGGACUGUGCAGGUUAUGUUAAAAAUAUUACAGUACAUUUGAGCAUUUAUGGAAAUAGAUACAAGCAAUAUUUCUAAAUUCAAGUGAGAUAGGACUCCCUUUUUAGAAUAAAGUCUUUGGGCCUGAUUUCUUAUUAACUCAAAGGUUAAGUUAGUGUUUCUUUGGAACAAAGAGUUCAUCCUGCCAAAAACAAAGAAAAAGAUCAUCCACGUUAAGAAGCGAAUUUUAUUAGUUUUGUUAGAUAGAUCAAAGGUUUAAACAGUUAAUAAGUUACCUGAGUUGGUGCCAGAAAACUUAAAUAUCCACAGUCAUUAGAUCUUGUCAGUUUUUCUCUUAUGUUUCAGGUUGUUGAAGACGGCUAUGAGUUCUUUGCCAAACGACAGCUGGUGACGCUGUUCUCAGCCCCAAACUACUGCGGAGAGUUCGACAACGCAGGUGGUAUGAUGAGUGUGGACGAGUCCCUAAUGUGCUCCUUUCAGGUAGAAAACUCUGUGUUCCUUACAUGAAUUAAUAAUUAAUAUGUUUGUGAAGCAUAAACUUAUACAAGUGUUGUUCCUUUUAGAUUCUGAAGCCAUCAGAAAAAAAAGCUAAGUACCAGUACGGAGGGGUUAAUUCAGGUCGUCCAGUGACCCCGCCCCGUACCUCUCAGGCCCCCAAAAAGAGGUGAGCAGCUGGUCCUGACUCUCCUCUCCCCCCCUCGGCGGGUCUCUGUGGCCCAUGUCUCUGCAGGCUGCCUCAAACACUCCAGCCCCCUCUCGGUCAGCUUGUUCAUGUGUAAACAGAAACUUCAGGAGUGUUUUUUGCUUGUUCUGUGGGUUUUUUAAUGAACAUGUGAGUGGUAAUUUUUUCUCCAUAUUUUUCAUGCCAUGGUAUGUACUAACUCAACCCUCACUUUUACUACUCUGUCCAUUCAGCAAUAUUGAAAUUAACCUCUUGUGGAAUGGACGAGAUAUUAAGAUAAGAUGCUUCUCUGCUGUCAGAUUAACAGUCUCCAUCGUGGUUUUGUGAAUGCAUGCACGCUUGUAAAUCCAGACGGGUUCUCUGGACCUGGCCGAUGUAAAAAAAACAAAAAAAAACAUAAUUACUCCCAGACAAGAGUUAUUUCUUGUCUUUCCUUGGUUCAUAUUAACCUAAAUAGUGCCAUUCGUCCCUUUGUAUAUUGGCUAAAGUAAUGCUGUGCUAAAAGGAAUACUUUGACAUUUUAGUAAAUAUGCUUGUUUGCUUUCUUUUGACAACUUCACUGAGAAGAUUUAGACAGCUCUUUGCAGUCAAAUAUAAAGCUACCACUUGCUGCUGGCAAGCUUAACUUAGCACAAAGAAGCACAAAGAAAUAACCUCAGCAGAUCUCUUAUGUACACUGUUAUGUUAUAAGCAUUGAAUAAGAGAGAGCUAACACGCCAGUAAGAGAGCUUAAAAAGGUGUGGUGGGGAACGUUAGUACAUGCUGACAGAGCCAGAUUACCUAGAUUCUACUUGUUCCAUAUUAAUGAUGGUUGAAAUGACCCCUGCUUCAGGCUGUAGCUUCAUAUUUAACAGACAAUGUAGUCUGUCUUCUCAUGUAACUCUUGACAUUUUGUGAAAAAUGCCUAAGCAGCUUUCUUGUCCCAUUUUUUCAUCAACAGUCGCCUAGAGGACACUGCUUUUACUUUCCCUGAGACGAAAGAAUGUUUUCUCCCCUUGAAGGGAUCACUAUCCUGGGAUUUUAAUAAUAUAAGUGCAAUAAAUUGCUUAAAAACUUUUCAUAUGCACAUCUGUGUAGGCAAUAAAUGCCUAUAUAAACUUUAAAAAAGGACAGCUAACAUGCUGUACCUCAAAUUAGGUGUUCACAUAUUAUCGAUGCUCUCCAUUACGUAAGUGUUACAGUCUCGUUUUCACAAUCAACCGCCAAGCCGCCAAACCCUUCUCAUCCCUCAUAUCACUGAAGGAGUGCUUGCAGUAUUAGAGGGGGUCAUUUGACAAAAACAAGAGCCAGUGUUUAAGGAAAUUUUACAAAAAGUGGAAAAUGUGGGAAUCAAAGACCAGAAAACUCAAGUAAGUUUGUCUGGUUUAUGACAGUUGGUGUGUGUAGAAAGAUUUGAAAGCUACUGAUUGAGGAACUUGACAAAAUCACUUGUCUGUUCUCUGAGUGUUCAUAUCUGUUCAUCUGUACAUUAAACAUUGCUCCCAUUUCUGGUCUGAAUUCCACUGUACAGAGGUCAAACUCAUCAAGUUCAGAUGAUGCCAUUUUGUAUGUUGUUGGCACACAUUACAUUGUUCCCACUAAAGAACAUUUAACUGAUGUGUUAAUUUAUUUUAUUCUUGCCUUUUGCCUUGUUAAUCUAUUGGUCUUCAAGAUGGAAAUGUCAUGGUGUUUCAAGGUUUGUAUGAGUUUGUUUCAAAUGAGUGAAUUAAAUGGAAGUGCUGUGGAGCCUG
This is a messenger RNA of Xyrichtys novacula (pearly razorfish), 7430 nucleotides long. The record is from the annotation of a GenBank genome assembly. Lineage: Eukaryota; Metazoa; Chordata; Actinopteri; Labriformes; Labridae.